Vigna umbellata (rice bean) is the source of this 2651-nucleotide messenger RNA. RefSeq names its product aspartic proteinase 36-like. NCBI's taxonomy places the organism in Eukaryota, Viridiplantae, Streptophyta, Magnoliopsida, Fabales, Fabaceae. The record is from RefSeq and is a predicted model, not a curated record. Gene Ontology annotation, molecular function: aspartic-type endopeptidase activity. Gene Ontology annotation, biological process: proteolysis.
UUGGUAAAACAGUCAAGCUGGGUAACUAGAAAAUAAAUAAGCGAAAAUGGAUAUUUUUGGUUUCAGGUACAGCAGAGGAUGGUUUGACUUUUCUCCUUUCUUUGUGUAAAUUGAGACACUCCUUUUUCUCGGUGGAGUCUUUAGUCUUCAGUCUUCAGUUCCUGUUUGGCUUUGAUCUACGCCGUCGCUUGAAAGAAGUUUGACUCAUGGCUUUGCAACGGACGCAACUCAUCUCCGUCGUGUUCCUUAUUCUAUCCCUGGCGCAGUGGGUUGUUGUCUCCGGGGACUACGGCAAAGUGUUACUCUUACCAAACGAGGGUUCUCGUACUGCUAUGAUUCUUCCUCUACAGCACUCUGUUCCCGAUUCUUACGUCUCCGACUUUAGCCCCCGUCGUCAACUUCAGAGAUCGCUGUCCCAACGCCACCCUAACGCUCGCAUGAGGCUCCACGACGAUCUCCUCCGGAACGGGUACUACACGACACGGCUUUGGAUCGGUACUCCUCCGCAGAGGUUUGCUCUAAUUGUUGAUACGGGGAGCACUGUGACCUAUGUCCCAUGUUCUACUUGCCAACACUGUGGUAAACACCAGGAUCCAAAGUUCCAGCCAGAAGAUUCAGAAACCUAUCAACCUGUAAAAUGCACAUGGCAGUGCAACUGUGAUGCAGACAGGAAGCAGUGCACGUAUGAGAGACGGUAUGCGGAAAUGAGUACUAGCAGUGGGGUCCUUGGUGAGGAUGUUGUAUCCUUUGGAAAUCAGAGUGAGCUUUCCCCUCAACGUGCUACUUUUGGCUGUGAAAAUGAUGAGACUGGGGAUCUUUAUACUCAGCAUGCUGAUGGAAUCAUGGGUUUGGGCCGUGGAGAUCUAAGUAUCAUGGACCAACUGGUUCAGAAAAAAGUGAUAAGUGAUUCAUUCUCACUGUGCUAUGGUGGAAUGGGUGUUGGUGGGGGUGCUAUGGUUCUUGGUAGCAUAUCUCCCCCAGCUGACAUGAUUUUUACACAUUCAGAUCCUGGUCGAAGUCCAUAUUACAAUAUAAAUUUGAAGGAGCUACAUGUUGCGGGUAAGCGAUUGAAUUUAAACCCAAAGGUUUUUGAUGGGAAGCAUGGAACUGUCUUGGAUAGUGGCACGACUUAUGCAUACCUUCCAGAAUCAGCAUUUGUUGCAUUUAAACAUGCUAUUACGAAGGAAACUCACUCGUUGAAGCAAAUAAGUGGUCCAGAUCCACGUUAUAAUGAUAUAUGUUUUUCUGGUGCAGGAAGUGAUGUCUCUCAACUCUCUAAAAGCUUUCCGGCAGUUGACAUGGUAUUUGAAAAUGGUCACAAGUUGUCACUGUCACCUGAAAAUUACCUGUUUCGGCAUUUAAAAGUGCGAGGUGCAUAUUGUCUUGGGGUUUUUUCAAAUGGCAAUGAUCCAACUACUCUUUUAGGAGGUAUUGUUGUUCGUAACACUCUUGUGAUGUAUGAUCGUGAGCAUACAAAAAUUGGUUUCUGGAAGACUAAUUGUUCUGAGUUAUGGGAAAGACUACAUGUCUCAGACGCACCAUCACCCAUGUCACCAAAAUCUGAAGGAACAAAUUUGACCAAAGCAUUUGAGCCCUCUGUUGCUCCGUCCCCCUCCCCAUCACAAUAUAAUUUAGAGCUAGGUGAACUCCAAAUUGCUCAAAUAAUAAUUGUAAUUUCAUUUAACGUCAGCUACAUGGAAAUAAAACCUCACAUUACAGAACUGACUGGACUCAUUGCUAACGAGUUAAAUGUUAAUACUUCACAGGUUCAGUUGUUGAAUGUUUCUUCUCUUGGAAAUGGUUCUCUCUCUAAAUGGCUCAUAACACCGAGGCCAUAUGCUGAUUUCUUUACAAAUGCCACCGCAAUGAGUAUGAUUACCCGGCUUUCUGAGCAUCGAAUGCAAAUUCCUGACUCACUCGGAAGUUAUAAGUUACUUGAUUGGAAUGCCAAGCCUCCAUUGAAACGGACAUUGGAUCUUAUGAAACAGCACAAUUCCGUAUCAUCUAUACAAUCACAUGAUUGAACAACAAUUCAUUGUUUUAUCAUUACUUCUUUUUCACCAGUUCUUAUGAAAGAGAUUGAAGAUUCAUAUAAGCUUAAAUUGUUAGAUGAAGGGGAAUUGAUGGGCCAACUUUUGAACUUAUCCUAUUUGAUUAUUCUAUUACUGUAUUUGUUACUCACUUGUUUAAUGCUUGCACUUUAGUUGACUGUUUCCUUCUUCAAAAGUAGAGGCUUCCUAAACUAAAUUAACAUCAGUACAUUGAACGCUAUUUAUGGUGUAUAUGAUUUUAGAGUUAUUUUUCAUGGUCUCUAAAUCAUAUAAUUCAAUUUAUGACCGACUUCAAGAGUUGCUGAGGAUUAGGUUUUUAUCAUUUUUCAUGUUCUCACAUACUAUGGUCCUUGUGUAGAUGGGGGUGCAGUAUAUUGAAUCCUUAUAUUUUUCGCUGUACUGCGUAGAAGCCUGUGGCAUGUUUUCUGCCUUAGUGAAUAGUUCAAUGGUAGAAUGAAGUGUAAUUAUUUGGAAAUAUUAAUUUAAGAUUAAUUCUAUUUAGAACCAUAAAAUUUUAAUACUUCACUUCUAUUUUUACCUGUUUGUCAUGCAAAUAUAUUGUGUCAAAGUAAACUUUUGGAACAAGUGGGAAAACAACCU